Messenger RNA from Spirodela intermedia, 3801 nucleotides. Lineage: Eukaryota; Viridiplantae; Streptophyta; Magnoliopsida; Alismatales; Araceae. The record is from the annotation of a GenBank genome assembly.
AUGGAGGGAGGAGGAAGGCGAGCUCCGGUGACGGGCUCCUCUCGGAGGAUUCCUUUCUCUAUCCUCUUGCUUCUUCUAUGCGCGUUGUCGCAGAGGCCCGCCGCCGCCGUCAGGAAGGUCGGCAGCACUGCCUCCUCCUGCUGGUUUGUUUCCUCUGUUGAUCAGAAUCUGACUCUUUCUCUCUCAUCUGCAGUCGUACGUCGUUUACAUGGGGACCCAUUCUCGCAGGGGGGAAGAAGCCUCCCUGGUCCGGACGGAGGAGGUGGAGGCCGCCCACCACGUAUUCCUGGGAUCCUUCUUGGGCAGGUGACAGACACUUUAUUGGCCGGCACGCGGCAUCUUCUUCUUCCUGAGAAUCGGGCUGACGUCUGUCUCCGCAUUUUUCAGCGAAGAGGCGGCGCGGGGUGCUAUCUUCUACUCCUACUCAAGGUUCAUCAAUGGCUUCGCCGCAACGCUCGAAGACGAGGAGGUCGCGGAGAUUUCGAGUGGGACAGUGCUCUCUCUCUCUCUCUCUCUCUCUCUCUCUCUCUCCCUCUCCUCUUCCACCUUCUUUCGCCUUCGUUCGCCUUCGUCGUCGCUCCUCCAGCUCUGAUCCUCCUCUGCCACCGCGACAGAGUCGCCGGCGGUCAUGGCGGUAUUCCCAAACGAGGGAAGGCAGCUGCAAACGACGCGUUCUUGGAACUUCCUCGGACUGGAGAGCGGCGGUGUGGUUCCGCCGAACUCCAUUUGGACGAAGGCCAUGUUCGGGAAGGACACCAUCAUCGGAAGCCUGGACACCGGUACUUCUUCUCCCAAUCUCUCUUUCCCUCUCUCCUCUUGUUCUCAUUGAGCUCUGCCGCCGGCAGGGGUAUGGCCGGAGUCCGCCAGCUUCGACGACAGCAACUUGGGGCCUAUUCCGGCGAGAUGGAAGGGGGCCUGCGACCGCGGCGGCGACCGGAGCUUCUCCUGCAACAGGUGAAUCCGACCCUCUCCCUCCACGCUGUUCGCCUGUGGACGCGGGCCGCCUCCGUGCACCAAAUAUCCGAUAGAUUCAAACGGCCUGAACUUCUAUUGAUUUCUCUUGAUUAAAUAAAUAGUUUAAUUACAGCUAUUAUGAUAGUGACAGAGGUCAACGCUGACGAUUUUUUUUUUGCUGAAUUAUCGACCCAAAAAUUAAAAGAUAAAAGAGAUAUCCUGAAAUAGUUGUUGCACUCGAAAAAGAUAUAGAACCUGAUAACAGGGCAGUGCUCAAUCGAAUGGAUGAUUAGACGGCACGCAUGAUUUGAAUUCUGAUUUCGGUGUGGUCUAUCGAUCGAAUUGAUGAACGCUAAGAUUUUGGUGGUCCAGGAAACUGAUAGGGGCCAGAUAUUUCAACAAGGGGUACGUGGCAGCCGUGGGGCCCAUUAACCCCAAGUUGAACAGUCCUCGCGAUUUCGACGGACAUGGGACCCACACCCUCUCCACGGCCGCAGGUACCUUCGUGCCCGGGGUCAAUCUCUUCGGCUUAGGCAACGGGACGGCCAAGGGCGGGGCGCCCAGAGCCCGGGUGGCGGCGUACAAGGUCUGCUGGAAACCGGUAGACGCCGGAAGCUGCUUCGACGCCGACAUUCUCGCCGCCAUCGACGCCGCCAUCCACGACGGCGUCGACGUGCUCUCCAUCUCCCUCGGCGGGAACCCCAGCGACUACGCCGUCGACGCGCUGGCCAUCGGGUCGUUCCACGCCGUGAAGAAUGGAAUCACCGUCGCCUGCUCCGGCGGCAACUCCGGCCCGGCCUCGGGGUCAAUAUCAAACGUCGCCCCGUGGAUCUUCACCAUUGCCGCCAGCACCAUGGACCGGAAGUUCCCCUCCGCCGCCGUCCUCGGCAACAGGGCGGCGCUCGAGGUCACGCUCCUCCUUCCUUCCUUCCUUCCUUCCGUCAUCUUCCUCGGGGAGCUCACUAUGCCGCCGCGUUCUUCUCGCAGGGGGAGAGCCUCUCGGCGACGAGCCUCCCGGCGGGGAAGCUCUACCCUCUGAUCAACUCCGCCGCCGCUCGGGCCGGAAACUCGAACCUCACCGCCGCGUAACGACGACCGCGGCCCUCCCUCCCUCUCUUAAUCGUCGUCUUGGUGGCGUCCCGAUUGGGAGUGACGGAGGACUUUGGGGGUGGUUCUUGCAGGCAGCUCUGCUUCUUGGGUUCUCUGGAUCCGGAGAAGGUGAAGGGGAAGAUCGUGGCGUGCCUCCGGGGGAUCAACGCGAGGGUGGAGAAGGGGCAGGCCGUGCUCCUCGCCGGUGGCGCCGGAAUGAUCCUCGCGAACUCGGAAGAGCAGGGUAACGAAGUCAUCGCAGACGCCCACCUCCUCCCCGCCGUCCAUCUCUCUUAUCAUAAGGGCAUCACUCUCUACAAGUACAUCAUUUCAACAAGGUGAGCAGCUUACAACCCUAAUCCGUGCCUCUUUCUCAUCAGCCGACGCCCUCUGAUGAGGCUGGUUUGGCUGCAGCAAGCCCCUGGGCACCAUCACCGCGCCCGCAACCGCGACAAAUAUCAAGCCAUCGCCUUUCAUGGCUGCCUUCUCGUCUAAAGGACCCAACCUCAUCACCCCAGAGAUCCUGAAGGUUCUCCUCCAUUACCCAUCUCACUCCGUUCUCUCUCUCUCUCUCUCUCUCUCUCUCUCUCUCUCACCCCAUCUUUCUCUCCCUCAUUCCCUACGUCUCGCUCUAUAUAUACAUAUAUCUAUUCAUCUGUGUAUCAAUCUGUCAAUCUUUCUGUGUAUCUAUCUUCCUAUCUUUAUUUCCAUCUUUCUAUCGUUCUAUCUAGCAUCUAUUUAUCUAUCUAUGUAUCUCUCUAUGUUUCUAACUAUGUUUCUGUUUAUGUUUCUGUCUAUCUUUCUAUCUAUGCAUCUAACAACCUGUCUAUCUAUCUAUCUAUCUAUAUAUGUAUCCUUUUGUCUCGAUACUUAUCAUUCACUCUCUUGACGUUUGAAUGGGUGGCAGCCGGAUAUCACCGCGCCCGGUGUCAGCGUCAUCGCUGCCUACAGCGAAGCUGUGGGUCCAACGGGCCUGGACUUCGACAAGCGGAGGGUGCCGUACGUCACGAUAUCAGGAACGUCGAUGUCGUGCCCCCAUAUCUCGGGAAUCGCCGCACUCCUCAAAACCCUGUACCCCGACUGGAGCCCGGCGGCGAUCAAGUCUGCCAUCAUGACCACAGGUGAGCACAGAGUCAGAGCUGUAUGAAAGUUUGCCCAGUUUUUCGACAACUAAUCUUGGUCUCUUGCUGCUUUUACUCUGCUGCAGCGACGACCGAAGAUAACCUGGGGAAGCCCAUACUCGAUUCCUCAUUCUUGGCAGCCACCCCGUUCAGCUACGGCGCCGGGCACGUCCGUCCGAACCUCGCCAUGGAUCCGGGCCUUGUCUACGACCUGACGGUGGAGGACUACCUCCUGUUUCUCUGCGCCCUCGGGUACAACUCCAGUCAGGUCGCCAUGUUCUCCGAGGCGUCCUUCUCUUGCCCGAAGAGCCCCUCCAAGCUUCUGGACUUCAACUACCCCUCCAUCAGCGUCCCGCAGCUCUCCAACCAGACGACCGUCACCAGGAAGGUGACGAACGUCGGCCCACCAGGUAUAUACAGAGCCCGAGUGGUACCGCCGCCGGGAAUCUCCGUGAAGGUGAAUCCGGAGAGAAUCGCGUUCAAAAGUGUCGGCGAGGUGAAGGAGUUCAAGGUCACAAUGGAGGCCGAGAGAAGCGCGGCAGUCUUUGAAUACCUCUUCGGGAGGUUGACCUGGUCUGACGGGGUCCACAAUGUUGGAAGUCCCCUGAUGGUCUUGGUCCUGCCGAAGGACCGGUGA